CUCAGAGGCCUUCCUGGCAGGAGCCCUGGGGACCCGGGCAGACAGGCAGACAUGCAGACCCUGACGCGAGAGGCUACCAGGCCCUAUGUCCCCACGGGGACCCUCGAGACCAGCUUCCCAGCACCUCUCUACAGCGAUGACUACCUGUCCCUGGAGGGGCCACGCUGGGCACCGGCCAUCAAGCAGGCCACACGCUGGAAGUACACGCCCAUGGGACACGAUGCAGCUGGCCAGCUGUGGUACACGGGUCUGACCAACUUGGACUCCCGGGAAGCCUGGUACAAGCUGCCCUCAGCCCUGGACCGCCCCUUCCGUGAGGCCUACAACCGCUGGCAUGGCUGCUCCCGACACCGCGAGUGCAGCCUGCCCUCGGGUGAGUGCCCACCCUCCCUGUCCCGGUGCCGGGCCUGCUCGAGGGGGACGGGAAUGACCGCCAGCCCCUGCCCCACCGCAGCCUACACCCAGCACCUGCGGGAGACCGCCUGGCACGACCCCAUCGUCCCCGCCCAGUACCUGGACCCCAGCACCCGGUGGGGGAGCAUGCUGUGGAAGGACAGGCCAAUCCUGGGCAAGGACUACGUGGUCAACAGGAAUCAGUACGGGGUGGAGCCUCUGUGGAGUGCAUCAGACUACGUGCCCUUCCUGUCAGCGCCCCAGCGCCCACCCCACACCACCCAGAACUACUUGCAGUGGGGCCUGGAGCCAUACUGCCCCUCCACCGGCCAGUGGCUCCCACCUGGCCCCACGCCUACUCCCCGAUAAACACAUGCUUCCAUGACACACCCAAAAGAGGGUGGCUACCCACAACUAGGGCACAGCCGAGAUGCCCAAGCUACCCCUGCUCCGGGCCACCCCCGCCUGGCAGACAGGAGCCAGGCUGCCUUCAUCUCUUUAUUGCUGCCAGCAGAGUCCACCAAGCCCCCCGGGCAGCCCCGCUGCCCACCAUGGCAGGGUCCAGGCCCAACCCACUACUCCAUGGCUGGGGCUCCUGCAGGCUCCAGCCAUCCCCAGGCCAGAGGUGAGGGGUGAACUGUGCUGGGGUUAGGGUUCCCCCAGACCCCUCAGGGGUUCCUACUUCCUGCCGAGAGAGGCACUCCAAAUCCUCCACAGGACUGAGAUGGAUUAGAGUUGAGAACGGGGCACCCUAAAAGCCCAGGGGUCCCUACAAACCUCUGGAUUCAGAAGGCCCUGGUAGGCAUUCCCGCUGCCUUCACCCUGACUCCCAUCUCCGGGAGCCAGUGAGGGUGGGGGGUGGGGGGAUGGGGGGCCGGAGAAUAGCGAGGGGCGGGGGGGGCUUCGCCCCUAGGCGUUGGGGGCGUCCUCGUGUGUCCCCACAUUUCCCUUGCACAGGUGCAGGAGGCCGUCAGGGCUGGGCUUCUGGGUCCCCUGCCAGGGAGGGGUGGAAAUGGCGUUAGAGAAGGGGGGGUGGGCCCCACACUUGCCCCUGGUGUUAGAGAAGGGAGGGGUGGGCCAGGACUCACAGCGUCGCAGGCGGAUGGGCCACAGCAGGAGGCUGCAGAGACACAGGGCAGCAGCCACGCCCACGCCGCCCGUCACGGCCACCAUCGCCCAGUGGUAGAAGCUCACGCAGGCCCUGCAGCAGAGCUCUGAGCUGCGGGAGGAGGCAGGGGCCUAGUGGGCACCACAGGGAUGUCCCCACCCAUCUGGACCUGUUCCUCUUGUCCGAGCUGUGAGUGGGGGGCAGACCCCCCGCACCUCCUUCCCCACACCCAACAGCAUGGCCAGUCCUCUCCAUCCCGCAUCCACCGCUUCUCCCUCCCAGUCUCCACCUGGUCCAGGCCCAGUGGUGCCCAGCACCUGCACCCGCCCAGUCCCCUCACCCCCACCAGAGGGCACCUGUGAGUGCCUGUCCCUCUGCCACAGGCUACCCUCCUCGGGUCAAAACCCUCCCCAUGACCCACCAGGCCCUGCACGACCUGCCCCCUCCCCCUCUUCCCUGUGCUCCAGCCACACCAGUCUCCUGGUCCCUGCUCCUCCAACACACCAUGUGUGGCCCCGCCCCAUCGACCUGGAACGGUUUGAGUUCCUGCAAGUGUCAGGUCCAUGUCACCUCCUCCAGGAAGCCCUCCCCGGCAUCCUGUCCUGGCUGCCCAGGCCUCUCCCGGGUAAAGGCGUUCACCUUAACACCCUAGUCCUGACCACACGUUCACCUCUGUGACCAUUAACAUAGCUGGCUCUGCCCCAGCGCUGUGACGUCAGGGCCCAGACUGGCUUUGGUUCCCAGGUCCAGGCCUCUACAGGCGUGAAUGCUGGGAGGCUGUGUCUACACCCAUCCGUGUCUGAACCCUCUUCCUCAACAAAUGAGCGAAUGGAUGGCACUCACGGACAGGGAUGCAGGCUCUGGAUGGCCAUGACUGCCAGCCCGUUGGCCACCUUAUCAGAGAAGCUCAUGGAGCCAUAUACGAACGCUCCGCUGUUCUGCGGGAACACGGGUGGUCAGUGUGUACCCCGAGUUCCACACCCAGCCACCCCCACCCCGGCCACCAGCCUUACCGUGUGGGGACCGAUGAGGUCGGCCGUCAUGGCCAGCGAGGUGACGAGGAUGGUGGCACAGCCCGCACCCAGCAGCACAGCCGCUGCGUACACGGCCACGCCCAGCCCCUCCGUGAGCGCCACCCAGGCAGCGAAGGCCAGGAUCACCAGGAGGCCCGAGAAGUAGGUCAUCUGCAGGGGACAGCCCUGGGGUCUGGCCCACGCCACUGGGUGCCCCUGAGCGCAGCGUUUGCCCUCUCUGGUCUUCAAUCCACUACCCCCACCCCAGCAAACAGGGCGUGAGCUGGACGGUCAUUAAGGAGCCCGGCUCUGAGGCCCAGGAGAACUGCCACGCGGAGCUGUGCUCUGUCCACGUGGUAGUAGCUGGAGCCACGUGGCUAUUUCCGCCUAAUGGCAGGUCAGGUACACAAAAGCAAACGAGGGACUCAGCUCAGUCCCCUCGGCCACAUUCCAAGUGCUCAGUAGCUGGACAGGGAGGACGCAAAGCUCCAGAGCUCUGCCGCCACGACAGUGUGAACUCGAGACUCGCAGAGGCCAGGGCUCCAGACCGCCUGGUUCCCACAAGGCGGGAACUCGGGGGCCUGGGAGCAUCUGAGGCUGGAGCCCCUCCCGGCUGCAGGGCCCCGCCCACUCACGGUCCUCCCGAUGCACUUGCCCCGCCCACCCACGGUCCUCCCGAUGCACUUGCCCCCCCCCCCCGCCCACUCACGUUCCUCUCGGCGCACUUGCCCCCCCCCGCCCACUCACGGUCCUCCCGGCGCACUUGCCCCGCCCACUCACGGUCCUCCCGAUGCACUUGUUGAUGGGCUUCAUGAGGAAGGACGAGAAGAAGCCGCUGAGGUACAUCACCAGGGGAAUCGUCGCGAUGAACUUCUGCAGGGGCAGAGCCGGGCCCGGCGUGUCCCUCACCGCUUGCCAGGCUGCGGCCGUCCCACCCCAGCGCCCCCGUCCCAACCCACUUACCUUGGGCAGGUUGAGAGAGUAGGUGAGGUACAUGGCCAUAUAGGUCUGAGACAGGUUCACGAUGAGCCUGGUGGUCAUGUACAGCAUGCCCACCUGUGGGCAGACCAGCAGAGGGACCGGCAGGGGUCAGGGGGCCCUUGUCCACUCCCACCAGCAGGGGGCACCGGGGCCUGGAUGGGUGCCCUGCAGCUGGCAUUUGAUCCAUUGGUAGUGACUGCCCAGUGGGUUGAGGUGGAAGAGCAGAGAGCAGUGCUUCAUGAGCGAUAUCUGCCCCGGGCAUGGGCGGCACCAGGGGCCGAAGGGUGGGAGGAGAGGUCUGAGCUGGCCCUGUCCCCCCCAGCACGCACCUGGUAGAAAGCCGGCUCCCGGAGCCAGUGCUUCCAGAGCAGCAGGGGCUGGGCAACCGCGGGGGCCAACAGGGGGCUGUGCUCGCCCGGCUCCUCCGCAUGCAGCUGGCACCUCUCCCGGGUGCCCAGGUGGAACAGCAGUGAGAACACGGCGCCGACACCCACCACCAGCAGGGACAGGUUCUGGGAACGCGGCAGAGUGGUCAGCAGCAGCUGGCCCAGGCCGCCCCAGGCUCGAGGACUUCAGGCAACACACCAGGCCCCAGCUCACCCGGAACACGGGCACGUCCUGGCCCCCUAGCUGGUCACUGACGCUGAUGUCCUGGGCGGGCCCCACCCUCGACGAGCCCUGCAGGUGCAGCAGGAGCCAGGCAGCACCGUAGACAGUGAUGUUGGCCACCACGGUGAACGCGUACCUGGCGGGCAGGCGGGCAGGGACUCAGCAGGACUCUGGGAACCCAGGUCCUUCUUCCCCGGGUGGCAGCGCUGGCACAGUACCUUGCGGAACCCCGACUGCUGGGAGAUUCCAGCCACCGCCGCACUGGGUGGCCUCCAGGAUACCUGUGCUGGCCUCAGUUUCCCCAGCCUGCCAGUUAUCUGACACGGGGCAGCUGUGACCCGCAGCUUCCCUCUUCCUGCCUAGGACCAGGGUGCAGUUACUCAGCCAAGCAGAGUCCAGGCUGCGACACAGAAGUCUGAGAACCCAGAGGCUCGGGAGCCAGGAUUCGGGAAUAAGCCUUCCCCAGAUGCCGGGCGGCUGCAAGGCAAGGGCUCCCUGGUCUAGAAGCCCAGACAGGCAGGGGGCCUCCCUUUCUGAAAGCAGGAACCAUGUCACCUCGAGGCCACGUGAGCACAGCAGGAGAUCAGCUGGCAAAGCGACACAGGAAGUGGCUGGGGUCCGGCCCUCAGGGGCCCUGGGUAUUGGGAAACCCCUGUCGUUAGUGCCUGCAUCUGUCUCAGCCAUAAUGGGGAACCGAAAGCCAAGGGGGGAGGCCAGAGUGGGCGGAGCUGCUGACACAGGCAGGGGGGCAAACAGCGGGCUCCCCCCACAGCCCCCUCCUGACGAAGGCACUGUGGGGACCCUGGCUUUGGCCACCAUUUGGGGCCGUGUCCUCCUCUGGAACACUCAGGAAGAAACAGUUCCCACCUCCCAGUUCACAAGGAGGGUUGAAGAAGCUGAGUCAAGGGGCCGUGCGGUGGCUCAGCCUGUAAUCCCAGCGGCUCAGGAGCCCGAGGCAGGCAGAUCACCUGAGGUCAGGAGUUCAAGACCAGCCUGGCCAACAUGGUGAAAGCCCAUCUCUACUAAAAAUACAAAAAUUAGCCGGGCGUGGUGGCGCGCGCCUGUAGUCCCAGCUACUCAGGAGGCUGAGGCAGGAGAACUGCUUCAACCUGAACCUGGGAGGCGGAGGUUGUAGUGAGCCGAGAUCGCGCCACUGCACUCCAGCCUGGGCGACAGAGCAAGACUCUGUCUCAAAAAUAUAAAAAGAGGGGAGACUUGUGGGUGGGCCUGCUGAAUCAGCGGAUCCUUUGGGAGACAGGAUUUAGGGCUUCCUGAAAUCAGAGAUUCUCCCUCCUGGCCUCAGAAGCAACAGCCAGCCACCGUGACUUCCACAGGUGGAAGAUGACAAAUUCCACCAUCAACCCUGGAGGAGGUACCACCCCAGGCCUGAGCAACCCCGUGAAUGCAGGCUCCAGACAGACCCUGAAGCACAACUCCCGCCCCCAGCUCAGCCACACUGGACUCCUGAGCCCUAGAAACUGAGAGGAGAACGUGCAACGGCCAGGCGCAGUGGCUUGUGCCUGUAACCCCGGCACUUCCGGAUCCCUUGAGCCCGAGAGUCCCCAGCCUGAGCAAUAGAGCAAGACCCCAUCUCCACGAAAACUUUAAAAACCAGCUGGGUAUGAUGGCACGCUCCUGUGAUCCCAGCUACUCGGGAGGCUGAGGCAGGAGGACUGGUCAAGCCCAGAGGUCAAGGCUGCAGUGAGCCGAGAUCGAGCCACUGCACCCCAGCCUGGGCGACAGUGAGACCUCCUUCUUGAAAAGAUAAACGUAGCUGGGCGCGGUGGCUCACGCCUGUGAUCCCAGCACUUUGGGAGGCCGAGGCAGGUGAAUCACGAGGUCAGGAGUUCGAAACCAGCCUGUCCAACAUGGCGAAACCCCAUCUCUUAUUAAAAUAAAAUAAACGUAAAGGCCGGGCGCGGUGGCUCACACCUGUGAUCCCAGCACUUUGGGAGCCCGAGGCAGGAGCACCUGAGGUCAGGAGUUUAAGACCAGCCUGGCCAACAUGGUGAAACCCUGUCUCUACAAAAAUAGAAGAAAACCAGCCAGGCCUGAUGCUGGGUGCCACUAUCCCAGCUGCUCGGGAGGCUGAGGCAGGAGAAUCGUUUGAACCCAGGAGGCAGAGGUUGCGGUGACGCCAGGUCACACCACUGCACUCCAGCCUGGGCGACAGCAAGACUCCAUCUCAAAAAAUAAACAAAUAAAUAGCAUAAAUUAAAACUGAACAUAAAAGAC
Callithrix jacchus (white-tufted-ear marmoset) is the source of this 6339-nucleotide messenger RNA. It is a transcript of the gene TEKTIP1, whose product is annotated as tektin bundle interacting protein 1. Lineage: Eukaryota; Metazoa; Chordata; Mammalia; Primates; Cebidae. The record is from RefSeq and is a predicted model, not a curated record.